Molecule: messenger RNA, 2066 nt
Organism: Conger conger (European conger)
Lineage: Eukaryota; Metazoa; Chordata; Actinopteri; Anguilliformes; Congridae
Product: myozenin-2-like
Exons: 6
Coding region: 189-950 (253 amino acids)
Cellular component (GO): Z disc; actin cytoskeleton
Molecular function (GO): FATZ binding; telethonin binding; actin binding
Source: RefSeq, a predicted model, not a curated record
AAAUAAACCGCUGAUGUAAGUCGAGCGGGAGAAGCCCGUCCCAGCCCUGUUCCUCUCGCUCCCAGAGCGCGCGAGCGAGAGACGAGAGAGCAUCAGCGAUCGCCGCGGACAGGAGAAGUCGCACGACGUCGCGCCAGCUCCUCACCUGUCACCCAGUGGCCUUGGGUUUCUACAAAGGAAAGACAAAGAUGCAAUCGGCACACUGUGACCUGACCAGGCAAAGGAAGCAGCAGGCCAUGGCUUUGAGCACGGAAGCGAGAGGAGGCCGCCUAAACCUCGGGAAAAAGAUUUGCGUUCCCCAGGACAUAAUGACGGAGGAGCUUCAACUGCCAUCGAACAGAGGCUCGCGCAUGUUCCAGGAGCGAAUGAAGAGAGCGGAGAGGUUCACACUGGAGAACGCAGCGAACCCGCCCACCUGCUACCCGGUCCUAAACCCAGUGAGCCACAUUCAGAUGCCCCAAAACACACAGGGAGGAAAAGAGAAUGUUCGCACAGAGGUUAUAGUCCAGCCCCGGAAAAUGUUGGUGACCACUUUGGACAAGACGGUGGCAAAGAAAGGCACCCCAAAUGUCAUCGCCCCAGGUUACGCCGGACCGCUGAAGGAGAUGCCCAUGGAGAAGUUCAACCUGACAGUGACCCCGAAGGGCUACUGUUCCCCAUGGAGAGAGGCACUCGGUCCCAGUGUGAAUUCGCAGUUCACCUUCAACCUCCCAUCGCCUGAGCCCCCCCAGAAACAGUACCUUACCCACUACCGGUGCUUUAACAGAGCCCCGAUACCCUUCAACCGAGAGGCACAAGCCCCCAGGCUGGUCCCCAUACCCAGGGCCGAGGUCGUGGAGGCCCAGGGCUUGCCCAUCCAGAACUCGGACCGCGCCGGCAGGCAGCACAACUUCAACCGUGCGCCCCGUGGCUGGGGCAUCAACUACAACCCCGAGUCCAUCGAGCUGUGAGGAGAACCAGAGUCCAACCAGCUGUGAGGAGCUUGCACCCACGCCCCACGCUUGCCGAAAAGACUGAGUGGCUGGUCAUGUUCUACCCUUGGGGAAGAACCCAGUAUGACCCAGCAUCCCCCCUUACCAAAGCCUGGAUGACUGCCGCCCAGACGACUAUCACCUCCAAAGUUCAACCCAACCCCACCUCCUACUAAACCGGAAAGCACUAAGUUCAACCCAACCCCAACCAAACCGGAAAGCACUAAGUACAACCCAACAUCACCUCUUGCCAAACCGGAAAGCACUAAGUUCAACCCAACCCCAACCAAACCGGAAAGCACUAAGUACAACCCAACAUCACCUCUUGCCAAACCGGAAAGCACUAAGUUCAACCCAACCCCAACCAAACCGGAAAGCACUAAGUUCAACCCAACCCCAACCAAACCGGAAAGCACCAAGUACAACCCAACGUCACCUCUCGCCAAACCAAAAAGCACCAAGGACAACCCAACACCACCGCUUACCGAACCAGAAAGCACCAAGCACGACCCGACAUCACCUCUUACCAAACCGGAACGCACAAAGCAGAGUCAGGCCUACGACACACUCACCAAAGACCGACCUCGACCAAAACAGCCCUUCAACUGUUCCAGCGAUUUCGGGAAUGUGACACCGUGUCCUGAAAGUUUGUAAAUUAUCUUAGAAUGUCAACUGCAUGUCUUCCCAGGCACAAAUAAAUCCACGUUUAAGGUCUUGUCAGUAACACUCAUCAUAUCGAACACACUGCUCUAUUAAAGUUUUUAACAAAUAAAUGCCUUAUUUUAUUAAGCAGCGUUUUUCCCAUGAAUGCACACUGAACAGCAAAAGAUUUAAUUUCUAUAAAUAUAUGUAACAUAUAUUCUGCAUCCCAGCUCAGUAGGAAAAUCACAUGAAUAUGGUCCUUUCAUGAAUAUGGUCUGGUUGUUGUGUAAGUUCACCGCUUCAAUGUCAAGCAGUUGGAGAUCAUGAAAUUUAUUAUUAUUAUAAUGAUUAUUAUUAUCAUUAUAUUAUAUGACAUUAUUAAGUUAAAAUAAGAAUGGUUUAGGAAUUAAACUUCAGUUUAUUUUGGAGCAAAAAUAAAAUGAUAAAAGCCUC